Molecule: messenger RNA, 493 nt
Organism: Brassica napus (rape)
Lineage: Eukaryota; Viridiplantae; Streptophyta; Magnoliopsida; Brassicales; Brassicaceae
Exons: 3
Coding region: 76-336 (86 amino acids)
Source: RefSeq, a predicted model, not a curated record
GAAUACACACACCGGUUUAAUCAAAUGGUUGGUUUAAACUACAUUUGAGAUUUUCCAGAGAAAGGAAACGUAACGAUGAGCGAGACGAGACCAGUGCCGAGGAGAGAGAGUCCAUGGGGUUUACCGGAAGGUCACCGUGAGCCCAAAGCUCACCGCUGCAACGAUCGCGUCGAGGACGUCGUCCAGGCGUUUUUCGAGGGGAACCCGUUUAAGACGGUUCCAGGACCUUUUAAACUAUUCUACCGUUGCAUGCGCUCUAAGCCAGGAGAGGAACCAACAGAGCCAUUCACAUACCUCGACUUGGAACCUCCAAAAAGAGAAGCAAAACUUGAGUAAAGCUAUCACUCUUUUAUUUGUUUCCUUCGAACUUUUCAACUGAGCAUGUAAUUGCCAACACUCUGAUGUUUUGUUUCUUUUCAAUAUGCAUCAACGAUAUCCUCUUGUUUUUUUGUCAUAAUGCUAAUAAAAAUUGGUUCUUGGAGUUCCGUUUCAA